Messenger RNA from Coccomyxa subellipsoidea C-169, 573 nucleotides. RefSeq lists its product as hypothetical. Lineage: Eukaryota; Viridiplantae; Chlorophyta; Trebouxiophyceae; Coccomyxaceae. The record is from RefSeq and is a predicted model, not a curated record. Bases 1 to 573 code for a protein of 190 amino acids. The transcript has 4 exons. Gene Ontology annotation, molecular function: protein binding.
AUGUACAGCCACGAGGACGAGUCUCCUCCUACUGUGAGGUUCCCAGAGGAGAUCUGGCAGAACGUGGCCUCCCGUCUCAGCUUGCGAGACUGGGCCAGGGCAUCCGGAGCAUGCAGAACCACCUGGAACCUGCAACUGGUCAAUGUGGCCGUCACGGAUCACGUCACGGAUCACGUCAAUGUGGGCGUGUCAGGUGAGGAGCAGCUGCGGACACCAGCAGGGUGGGUGGUUGCAAGGACACUGAUGGCCGCUCAGAACACACCCAGCCAUGUGUCCCAGCUGGUGUUGGAGUUGGGUCAGCUGCAAGAAGAUGAGGGCCAUGCCACUGGCACUCAGCUGCUGAGCUACUUUGCUGCAGCUGCAAAGCGCCUGCGCAGUCAGCUUGCACGGACUAGCGCUCGGCGGGCUUUCCUUGCCGCCCAGCGCAGAGCUGCAUCUCAGUGGGUUGGAAGAAUACGCGCGCUGCCCUGUUUGGCAGACAGUGCUGCCAGCGCUGCGCACCUUCCGGUGGAGUGCAUAUUGGAUGAGACAUGGACUGCCACCGGUGCUGCAGCCAUCAAAUACACUCACUAG